AUUUGAGCUUCGUUAGAAAUCUUCACAAAAUAAGCAGACUGCAUUGAUCAUUUCUGCUAAACUGAUGUUUACCCACAGCACUUUCUGUUCCACCCUUCACGCUUGAGUUAGCUUGCAUGCAUCAUGAGUGUUGAACUAACUGCCGUCAAAUCUCUACGCGAGGCACGAAGCUGCAGCGACGAUUGGACUGGUCUGACGGACCCGGCCGAAAGAAGACGGCGACAGAAUCGCUUGCACCAACGAGCAUGGCGUCGUAGACAAGCGGAGAAGGUUGGUGCCGCCUCUAAGAAGGCUCGGGAUGAAGACCAGGCUGAGUAUCAGCCAUUGCCUAGUCUUGGGCUGGCUCAUAUUGACGCUUUAAAUGCCUAUGCCCUAGAUGUCCAGAGGGGCUUAGACGAGCACCUGGCUGUAAGCCGAGAGUUUCCUGUCGUGCCAUUUGAACGGUUAAAGCCGUUCUCUUACUGGGAACAACUACGGGCUCGAGUAGAAGCCCUCGAUAUCGCCCGAGGCGUGCAACUACGCCCUAAGCAAAGUUCCUCGCUCAUCUACGAUUUCAACAGCCCCGGUGAGGGAACACGACGUUUCCCACCCGUGUUCACCUAUUUAGCUAGCGACUAUGACGGGACCAAUCUCCCUGCCGUCGUCUUCCCGCUCUCCGCAGAUCACCGGCUUCUGGUCCUCAUACAGCUAAACGCCUUCCGCGCCAUGCUGACAAACAUGGCGCUGUUGCGCAUUAUCGAACGGCUGCCGACGGAAUGUGGCAUGGUGCUCUAUGCGAAAGACUUCCCACCUCCCCCCGACGUACUUCCGCCAUCGCUGCAGGACACUUGGCUCCAACAAAACACAUCGCACGACAUGUGGAUAGACUCGAUCCCAUUUCCGAAGAUGCGAGACAAUAUCUUGGCGUAUGGGACUGGCAUUGACGAAGACGACUUCUGCGUUGACAUCAUGGGGGGCCUGUUUGAGGGGUUCAACGACAUUGAGAUCAACGGUGUGCUCGUCUGGGGUGAGCCCUGGUCGGAGACCGGAUGGGAGGUCACGGCAGGAUUCGCGAAGAAGUGGGGAUUCUUGCUGAAGGGGUGUGAUACACUGAUUGAGGCAACGAAUAGAUAUAGGGCAGCUCGGGGAGAGGACAGGCUUGUCGUUGAGUUUUGAGGGCUAGGACUAAGGAGUUACGCAGGAUAUUUUAUGCUGGGUGGGUUUUGGGCU
Xylaria bambusicola is the source of this 1209-nucleotide messenger RNA. RefSeq lists its product as uncharacterized. The transcript has 4 exons. Lineage: Eukaryota; Fungi; Ascomycota; Sordariomycetes; Xylariales; Xylariaceae. The coding region runs from base 124 to 1155 and encodes 343 amino acids. The record is from RefSeq and is a predicted model, not a curated record.